AACCGCUACAGCUUGUUUCCGGCGAACACUGAGCCAUACCACAGAACGAUUGAGUCUGCGCCCGCAAAAACGGUACUACAAUAGUUCCACCGACGCUCUCACACAGGCACACGCUUUGCUAGCCAUAUUCUCCCUAAACGGCCAUCCCAUUUCUGCACUUAUUCUAAUAUAAUUACACACAAUGGACGCUUGUUACGGGAGGAAUGUUUGCGGCUACAGCUGGGCCGACGACGACGAUGACGAGUUCGACAUGGAGCACUUCAAGGCCACCGCCGCGAACUUCGAGUACUACAGCAACUCUGCCUCCGGCUCGGACGAGGCAGCUUCAGCCGGCGACAAGGGGGAUGGAGACGACAGCAGCCCUGCCACUCAUGCUAAAACCAGCGACGGUGAGGACUGCGACUACAGCGAUUGUGAUAUCCCGCCGCGCCCAUCCACCCCUGAGCCUUCCUUCCGCGGCGACGACGACGACGAUCCCGGACUACCCGCACACCCCCUCGACUGGAGCAUGGCGCCCGGCGACGACGUCGCUACCACCGAGGCUCGAGCUGAAGCUCACGCUUGUCCUUACAAGAAGCUUCCUGCUCCCCCUGAAUUCUACCUGCAGGUUCCAUUCGAGUACGACCGUCCUCCGGGCUUGCCUCCCAACACACUUCACGACCUGGAGUACAGCGCGCCGUGGAAGCCAGCCUACGAAGCGCUGAUGUUUGAAGACGCACACUCGUACGCUGGCGCAUACCGCAACAACAAGGUGCAGCGUGGGGUUGAUUGUCGCAAGAUGAUGCUGCUUCGCGGGUCGCCCUUGCGACAGGAGGUCAAGUAUGAAGAAGAGACUGACGAUGCCUGGCGCCAGGAGCUUGAGCUUGAAGGGACCUUCCAGGAGGAAAUUCAGCUUGAAGAGGCCUACCAAGAGGACUUUGACCUUGAGGAGGAUAUCUCGCUGUAUGAAGCUGCAACUUUUGAGAGGUGGGAGAUGGAGCAGGCCGAGGAGAAGAAGGCCAAGACAUUUGAGGUUUACAAAGACGAAAUUGAGGCAAAGAUGGGUGUUCAAGGGGAUAUUGUAGGUGGUGCUCGAGACGAGAGCAACGUAGCUAUCGCCGUUGCGACUUCUUGUCCCAUCAUCUUCACCAUGGCAGACGAGUUGGCGCACGAGGCGCAGAAGGCAGGAGACCUGGGUUCGGCUUCCGCCAACGACAGCCGCGAAUCUAAGAAGCACGACUCGGUCCACGAAGAGCACGACACGAGUUUGUUUCUGAACAACGAAAACCCCUCGCGUUCCACGACACCAGAGUCUUUGGCAAUAGCAUCGACCGACGAAGAAAUCGACGUGGUCAAAGAUUCGCCAUUUUUCCUGCCCCUUGACAAAGAACCCUGCCCGGAAAAUGGCGAUGAAGACAAUAUGCGAGAUGCGCUUUCGAGAACUGCCAUGGAAGAGGAGCAGAAGGACGAGAUCGAUGCCUUCUUCACUUCCGCGGUGCGUUCGGCCUGGUCCCUGUCCACAGCUAAUGACACCGCACACGAGAGUUCGUCUCCACACAAAUUAGUUGUGGUCUUGCCCAUCGCACACGUCAAAGGGCUCCGGGGUCCUGUUGUGGAGGAAUCUGCCAUUACCAAGAUCAUUCGAAAGACGAAGACAUCUCCCGCCGCCUGA
This is a messenger RNA of Paraphaeosphaeria sporulosa, 1651 nucleotides long. RefSeq lists its product as uncharacterized. The record is from RefSeq and is a predicted model, not a curated record. The transcript is spliced from 2 exons. Bases 182 to 1651 code for a protein of 489 amino acids. NCBI's taxonomy places the organism in Eukaryota, Fungi, Ascomycota, Dothideomycetes, Pleosporales, Didymosphaeriaceae.